UCAACCUUUAUUUCUUUUAUAAUUUUUAGAACAAUGAAAACAUUUUAAGACAGAAAUGUGGGUUUAUUAAGUUGAUUGCUUUAUACUUCCGUAAAGGUUAUUUUCGAGAGGUAUCUUUAAUCUAACAGCUCCUGCGUAUCUUUAAAGUGCGGUUCAGAUCGAGCUUUUAUUCUGAAGGCCAACAUCAUCCGACGAACAGCGGAAGUAGUUGUCUCCUAGCAGCAGAAGCUAGGCGAACGAAUCUUGUUUCCUUUUCCAGUGUAAAAUGUAACUUCAUUCGUUUUUACGAGAAUAUUUAAAUGUAUCCUUAAAGCCGAGGUGAUUUUACAUCAACUGUGAAGUUUUAUAUAUUUUUUUGUUUUAUCUGAAUUUCCUACCGGUAGUUUUAGCUUAGCUUGUUAGCUGGAAGCAGAUAGGAAAACAGCGAGUCAGAGGAAGUUUGAUGGAGAACAGACUGAUUGUUAUGAUUAUGGAGAGAAACGUUUCUGUUGUGUUUUUAUAAAAUAAAAAAACAUCUCAGAAGACAACUGACAGAGAUGGAGGAAGCAGUUUAUGACGUCCAGGAUCUGAUGGUGAUCAAAGAGGAGAAGAACUGGAGUCCCAGACCAGACCAGGAGGACCAGAAGUCUCCACAGAUUAAAGAGGAACAGGAGGAGGAUGACAUCACUGAGUUUAUAUUCAAUCCUGUGAAGAGUGAAGAUGAUGAAGAGAAACCUCAAGUUCACCUUCCAGAGCUUCAUCAUAACCAAACUGAGGAAAGCGAAGACUUUGUUGGACCAGAACCAGAUCAACAUUUAGAAUCAGAUGUUGAAGAUAAAACUUCUGAUUCUUCUUCAGAGUCCUCAGAGACGGAUGUCAGUGAUGGAAACUGGGAGGAAAGCAGUGAAGCUCAGUAUGGUUUGGGGUCUGGAACCAAUAACACAGAUUCAGUUUGUGAGAGAGAUAAAAAGUUACAUCGCUGCUCUGAGUGCAGUAAAACGUUCAGUCGCAGACGAUAUUUGUUAGAACACAAAAGAAUCCACACUGGAGAAAAACCCUACAGCUGCUCUAUCUGUGACAAAACCUUUACAUGGAAACAAUCUUUGACUCUACACAUGAGGACACACAGUGAAGAAAAACCUUUCAGCUGCUUUGUUUGUACCAAAGCUUUUACUUCCAAAGCUAAUUUAAAAGAACAUACAAAAGUCCACACUCAGCAUAGACCUUGCAGAUGUCCUAUUUGUAACGCAGCUUUUAAAAGGAAGAACAAUUUAAUCGAACAUAUAAGAAUCCACACUGGAGAGAAGCCUUACAGCUGUCCUGUCUGUAGCAAAGCUUUUACUUCUAAGGGAAAUUUACAAAAGCACACAAAAAUACAUGCAGAAGAAAGACCUUACAUAUGUUCCGUGUGUAAUGCAGGUUUUAAGAGUAAAAACACUUUAGUAGAACACACAAGAACGCACACUGGGGAGAAGCCUUUCAGUUGCUCGGUCUGCGGCCGAAGCUUUAGUUGUAGGUCACAUCUAACUUUUCACAUUAGAGGUCAUACAGAAGAAAAACCUUACAGCUGCUCGGUCUGUAAGGCGGCUUUCAAAAGGAAACGCACUUUAGUGGAACACACAAGAACCCACACUGGAGAGAAACCUUACACCUGCUCAGUGUGUGGUAAGAGCUUCGCUCACUGUUUAAGUCUAACAUGUCACAUGAGACGUCACACAGGAGAAAAACCGUACAGCUGCUCCGUCUGUAAGGCAUCAUACAUGUGGAAAAGUGCGUUUGUAAAACACACAAAAACACACACAGGUGAGCAACCUCUCAGCUCCACAGACUGUGGUUGAAGUGGAGUGAAGCAGUGGGACAGACAAACUCCUCUAACAAAAUGUUAUAAACUGAUUCAGUGGACUGGAUGGAAGUGAUUCAAAGUUAAUCUCUCAUGAAUCCACCUGAUUCUUUGCUGCUUCUGGAAAAUUAUGUCCUGGAAAGAAUGAAGAUUCUUGAUGUAGUGAAUCAUUGACAACUGAGCAAUUUUUUAAAAAAUGCUAAAUUUAAGUGUCUUUGUAUUUGUUUAUUUAUGUGUAAAAAUUAUGAGAAAUGGGGAAAAGUUGUGAAGUAUGCAUUAGCAAAGCAAAAUAUUUUAUUUAAAAAAAUAACAGCAAUCUCAUUUCAUGUUACUUUGUGAAGUGAAAGAAAAGAGGGGGAAAAGCUGCAACUGCACUGGAGCAAGAAAAGCAAUUUAUAAACUCAGCCUUGCAUUGGGACUCGUUGAAGUAUAUUUUAAAUUUAAUCUAUUAAAAGAAAAAUUCAUUAUGAUUUUUUUACAAGUUCUUGUUUUCUGUUUUUAUUCAUUUAAACGUAAUGCUAACACAUUGCUUCUAAAGUCAAACUCUAAUUAUAGUGUUCAUGUGUAAAAUUUAACAGUUCCAUCAGCUACACAAAUCAUUAUAACAAAUGUUUCAUUACUAAACUAUUGGAAAAUGUAUUUAAGAGAAAUCUCUGCAUGAUCAAUUAUUCACCCUCUUGGCCUCAAGAUGGCGCUGUGACAUCAUCAUAUGUCUCCACACUAUCAUCAUUUUUUUUGUUUGGGAUUCCUCCUUAUAUAAACAUUUUAGUUUUUCAAAUAAAGCUAACUUUAGUUUCAGGCUAUUUAAGAAAGUUGUGGACAUUUUGUACAUGGUGCCUUUACUAUUUAGGUUUUUAAAUAUAUUGAAAAGAAAUCCAAUAAUGUUUGUUCAA
Xiphophorus couchianus (Monterrey platyfish) is the source of this 2712-nucleotide messenger RNA. RefSeq names its product zinc finger protein OZF-like. The transcript has 2 exons. Gene Ontology annotation, cellular component: nucleus. Gene Ontology annotation, biological process: regulation of transcription by RNA polymerase II. Gene Ontology annotation, molecular function: DNA-binding transcription factor activity, RNA polymerase II-specific. NCBI's taxonomy places the organism in Eukaryota, Metazoa, Chordata, Actinopteri, Cyprinodontiformes, Poeciliidae. The record is from RefSeq and is a predicted model, not a curated record. The coding region runs from base 537 to 1817 and encodes 426 amino acids.